Spizellomyces punctatus DAOM BR117 is the source of this 1470-nucleotide messenger RNA. Its product is annotated as CAMK/CAMKL/AMPK protein kinase. Gene Ontology annotation, biological process: protein phosphorylation; intracellular signal transduction. The transcript has 11 exons. The coding region runs from base 1 to 1470 and encodes 489 amino acids. Gene Ontology annotation, cellular component: cytoplasm. NCBI's taxonomy places the organism in Eukaryota, Fungi, Chytridiomycota, Chytridiomycetes, Spizellomycetales, Spizellomycetaceae. Gene Ontology annotation, molecular function: ATP binding; protein serine/threonine kinase activity. The record is from RefSeq and is a predicted model, not a curated record.
AUGGCUAGCACGCAAAUCAAAGUGGGAAACUAUACCCUCCUCGAAACCCUCGGUGUCGGCAGUUUUGGGAAAGUCAAACUGGCAGUCCAUGCCCAAACAGGCCACAAGGUAGCCCUCAAAAUCAUUAACCGCCGCCGAAUAGCCAACAUGGAUAUGGUCGGGCGCGUUAAACGAGAGAUUCAGUAUUUGAAAUUACUGCGACACCCGCAUAUUAUUAAAUUGUAUGAAGUCAUUACGACGCCUACGGAUAUUAUCAUGGUGAUGGAAUAUGCUGGUGGAGAGUUGUUUAAUUAUAUUGUCAAUCGCGGUCGAAUGUCAGAAGACGAUGCUAGGAGGUUUUUUCAACAAAUUAUAUGUGCGGUCGAGUAUUGUCAUCGUCAUAAAAUCGUUCAUCGGGAUUUGAAACCAGAGAAUGUAUUAUUGGAUGAAUAUGAUCAGGUCAAGAUUGCGGAUUUUGGGUUGAGUAAUAUCAUGUCUGAUGGGGAGUUUUUGAAAACGAGUUGUGGGUCACCUAAUUAUGCGGCGCCUGAAGUGAUUAACGGAAAGUUAUAUGCGGGACCAGAAGUGGAUGUAUGGAGCUGUGGAGUUAUUUUAUAUGUCAUGUUGUGUGGACGAUUACCAUUUGACGAUGACUACAUUCCAGCCCUCUUUAAAAAAAUCAAUGGCGGAAUCUUUUCACUCCCAACCUUCCUCUCCCCACCGGUCAAAUCCCUCCUCCAAGCAAUGCUAAUAGUAGACCCCCUAAAACGCAUCACAAUCUCCCAAAUCCGUGAAUCAGACUGGUUCCAAAAAGGGUUACCGGAUUACUUGAACCCCUUACCCAGUAUCUCUGUUGUGGAUUCUGGAUUGGAUUCUGGUGUUGUGGAAGAAGUCGCUCGGCGGAUGGGAUUGAGUUCCGAGACGGUGAGGGUUGCGUUGGGUGAGGAGGGGAAUAAUCAGGUCAAGGUUGCUUGUGAGUUGGUUUUGGAUCAUCGGAGGAUGGUUGCUGGAGUACGGCAUUCUCCGAAUAAGACGAUACAUCAUUACCUUCUUUCCGAAUCUCCACCUGCUUGGAAUGCACCCACACGGAAACCCCCACCCCAACCGACACCCACCCCCGACCCACCCUCAACCUCCUCCAUCCACGUCCUCCCCUCAAGUCUCCCCCGAGAACCUAUACCCCGCCGCCACAAAACCCGCUCCAAAUGGCAUUUCGGCAUCCGAUCCCGGUCAGCGCCGUUUGAUAUCAUGUUGGAGAUUUAUAAAGCACUCAAAAGUGUUGGGAUGCGGUGGCGGGCUGUGGAUGUUUAUCAUAUUCGGGCAGUCAUGAGUGGGAAUCAUAACAUUAAAUUGGAUAUACAGUUAUACCAAGUGGAACAACACAACUAUUUAGUGGAUUUCAAGAAUGCUUCUGGGGAGGGGUGUAUGACUGUUUUUGGGUUUUUUGAGGCUUGUGGGAGGUUGAUUACUGAAUUGGCUAUUUCGGGGUGA